GUACCAUGCUUGACCGAGCUUUCUAGGAGGAUGAUGCGAAGGAAUAUCCAUCGCCAGCGUGGAUAAGAGGAGGAUGAAGUCGCAGAGUGCAGCACACUCAGAGAGGAUGACUAGACUCUUGGCAAAGAGUGUCGUCACGUGCUUACUGUAUUACGGUGCCAGGAACCGCCGCAGACAGAAAGCUACCUACAGCAACAACAAGCAGGAUGCUUACCAUGGCAGCCAUCUCCAGAUUCUUGAGGUUGAAUCACUUCAUUCCAUGUUCUCGCUGUCACGUUACUUUGUCCUUGUUUCAAACCACUCUUUUCCUGUCAUCGUUAGCGCCGGAAAAAGGCCGUAUCCCGAUCAGCAGCGGGGCUCUCCGUUCCCUCCCCGGCCCACCACCACUGCAGCACUCAAGGAUGGAGCAUAAAAACAUGGCUUCGCGUCCCUUGAACGCAAGGAUGUCCCAGCUAUUUCUCUUUGGACACUCUCAACAUGGUCGUCUCUGCCCUUGACUCGCGUGUGUUUAGGAAUCUGUUCGGAACCGCGGAGGUUCGCGAAAUCUUCACCGACGAUGCAUACGUUGGAUUUCUGGUUGAAGUGGAGGCCGCCCUUGCGCGUGCUGAGGCAGCCGUUGGCGUGAUCCCCGCAGAUGCUGGCACGGCGAUUACUGAUGCGUUCAAAAGCAUUUCCCUCGAUUUCGACCUUCUGGCUCGAGAGACGGAUAUCGUUGGUUACCCGGUGCUACCCCUCGUGAAACAACUGGUCAAUGGCACGCCCGGAGAAAUGUCCAAGUACAUCCAUUGGGGUGCGACCACUCAAGACAUCAUGGAUGACGCCUCUGUGCUACAAAUGAAACGCGGCCUCCAACUUGUACGCAGGGAGCUGCAGACAUUGGCUGGGACAUUGCAGGGACUCGCACAAAAGUAUCGGGAUACACCCAUGGCGGGCCGCACUCAUCUCCAACACGCUCUUCCCUGUACCUUUGGCUACAAAUGUGCCGUAUACCUCUCGAGUAUCUUGCGCCAUCAGGAGCGGCUCGAGGAGAUCGAGCGGAGAUGUCUACUCGUCCAGUUUGGUGGCGCUGCAGGGACGCUGGCGUCGCUGCAGGAUCCCGACACUGGCCUCAAAGUACGGGCUGAGUUGGCCAAAGAGCUCGGCCUGAGGGACCCUUUGAUCACAUGGCACGUUGCGCGCGAUACGAUAGCGGAAAUACUCAACUUCCUCGCACUCAUUGGAGGCACGCUUGGCAAAAUUGCACUUGACUUGAUUGUCAUGUCCUCCAACGAGUUUGACGAGGUUUCAGAGCCAUUUGUUCCGCACCGCGGCGCCUCGUCCACAAUGCCCCAGAAACGAAACCCCAUCUCAAGCGAGGUGAUCCUCGCGGCAUCAAAACUGCUGCGGUCCAACGCUAGUCUAGGACUAGAUGCAAUGGUUACUGAUUUUGAGCGCGCUUCUGGGCCUUGGCAUCUGGAAUGGGUUGCUAUCCCCGAGGCGUUCAUCACCGCCGUGGGCGCCUUGCAUCAGACUAACUUUGCAUUGGGCGGACUGGUGGUCAAGGUGGACUCUAUGAGUCGGAACCUGCAUUCCACCCGCGGGCUAAUCGUCGGGGAAGCCGUGAUGAUGGGGUUGGCGCCUGUCCUCGGUCGGCAAAAGGCCCACGAUGUGGUCUAUGAGGCCUGCAAGACAGCGAUUGAGGGGAACCGCAGCCUGUUAGAAGUUCUGCAAGAGAAUUCCGAGCUUAGCAAGACGCUUCCUGCGGAUCAGCUGGCUAGCCUGUGCGAUCCUCUGCAGUAUCUGGGGGCGAGUCAGCGGAUGGUGGACGCAGUUGUUGGCGCCCUGGGGUGAGCGCGUUAGACCAGUAGAAAUGUCAGCUAGAAUCUGGAGUUCCAAUGAAUAAUGUGUCGAAGAUCUGUGUUCCGCAGGAGCUGUGCCGCUAGACGUAUCCCGAGGAGCU
Messenger RNA from Aspergillus calidoustus, 1939 nucleotides. The record is from the annotation of a GenBank genome assembly. NCBI's taxonomy places the organism in Eukaryota, Fungi, Ascomycota, Eurotiomycetes, Eurotiales, Aspergillaceae.